Messenger RNA from Perognathus longimembris pacificus (Pacific pocket mouse), 965 nucleotides. RefSeq names its product NME/NM23 nucleoside diphosphate kinase 4 (gene Nme4). The coding region runs from base 13 to 681 and encodes 222 amino acids. Gene Ontology annotation, molecular function: nucleoside diphosphate kinase activity. Gene Ontology annotation, biological process: UTP biosynthetic process; GTP biosynthetic process; CTP biosynthetic process. The record is from RefSeq and is a predicted model, not a curated record. NCBI's taxonomy places the organism in Eukaryota, Metazoa, Chordata, Mammalia, Rodentia, Heteromyidae. The transcript has 5 exons.
CACGCCCGCGCCAUGAAAGGUGUCCUCGGGCGCUCCGCGCUGCGGGGGCUGCUGCCCAGUCUGCGCGUCCCGGACUCGCGCUGGCUCAUGCGCCCCAACUCAGAGCUGCUCUUCAGAGGCAGAUACACAGAAGCAAAGUGUGCCCCAUCCCUGCAUGGGAACCAUGAAAAGAGGACAUGUGGCAGUCCUGACCCCUCCUCUUUUAAAGGAGGGUCCUCCUGGACCCAGGAACGAACCCUAGUUGCUCUGAAGCCAGAUGGAAUACAGCGGAGGCUGGUAGGGGCUGUGAUCCAGCGCUUUGAGAGGCGUGGCUUCAAGCUGGUUGAGAUGAAGAUGCUACAGGCCCCAGAGAGCAUCCUUGCUGAGCACUAUCAGGACCUACAGAGGAAGCCCUUUUACCCAGCCCUCAUAAUCUACAUGAGCUCUGGACCCAUUGUGGCUAUGGUCUGGGAAGGAUACAAUGUGGUGCAGGCCUCAAGGGCCAUGAUAGGACACACUGACUCGACUGAGGCUGCCUCUGGGACCAUCCGAGGAGACUUCAGUAUCCACAUAAGCAGGAACAUCAUCCAUGCCAGUAACUCCGUGGAAGGUGCUCAGAGAGAGAUCCAGUUAUGGUUCCAAAGCAGUGAGCUGGUGAACUGGGCAGAAGAGAGCUCCCACAGCAGCAGCUACCCAGCCUGAGGGUUCAUGCUGCCCAGUCUGUUCCAGUGCUCACCAGGACCAACUACCUCUGCUAACCAGAACUCCAGCCCCACACCCUUCCUGUCUCUCCCAAACAAUUUCCUUCGGUCCCACCUUAGCCCAGAGUAGUUUGAACCUCAACUUGAUGUGCCUUUCUGUAUACUAAACCAGAACAAGAGUGGAGCAGAUCCUCCUGUAUCAAAGUGCCAGAUAACUUUCUGGGCAUCUUAAAGGUGAACUCCUCCCCCAGGAAGAGAUUAAAAUUAACUGCUUUCAAGGAGUGA